Gorilla gorilla gorilla (western lowland gorilla) is the source of this 3887-nucleotide messenger RNA. It is a transcript of the gene TP73, whose product is annotated as tumor protein p73. The transcript is spliced from 14 exons. Gene Ontology annotation, molecular function: RNA polymerase II cis-regulatory region sequence-specific DNA binding; DNA-binding transcription factor activity, RNA polymerase II-specific; protein binding. Gene Ontology annotation, cellular component: nucleus. The record is from RefSeq and is a predicted model, not a curated record. Gene Ontology annotation, biological process: protein tetramerization; regulation of transcription by RNA polymerase II; apoptotic process. The coding region runs from base 366 to 2276 and encodes 636 amino acids. Lineage: Eukaryota; Metazoa; Chordata; Mammalia; Primates; Hominidae.
GCAGAGCGCGCCCGGGACCCCGACUUGGACGCGGCCAGCUGGAGAGGCGGAGCGCCGGGAGGAGACCUUGGCCCCGCCGCGACUCGGUGGCCCGCGCUGCCUUCCCGCGCGCCGGGCUAAAAAGGCGCUAACGCCCGCGGCCGCCUACUCCCCGCGGCGCCUCCCCUCCCCGCGCCCAUAUAACCCGCCUAGGGGCCGGGCAGCCCGCCCUGCCUCCCCGCCCGCGCACCCGCCCGGAGGCUCGCGCGCCCGCGAAGGGGACGCAGCGAAGCCGGGGCCCGCGCCAGGCCGGCCGGGACGGACGCCGAUGCCCGGGGCUGCGACGGCUGCAGAGCGAACUGCCCUCGGAGGCCGGCGUGGGGAAGAUGGCCCAGUCCACCGCCACCUCCCCUGAUGGGGGCACCACGUUUGAGCACCUCUGGAGCUCUCUGGAACCAGACAGCACCUACUUCGACCUUCCCCAGUCAAGCCGGGGGAAUAAUGAGGUGGUGGGCGGAACGGAUUCCAGCAUGGACGUCUUCCACCUGGAGGGCAUGACCACAUCUGUCAUGGCCCAGUUCAAUCUGCUGAGCAGCACCAUGGACCAGAUGAGCAGCCGCGCGGCCUCGGCCAGCCCCUACACCCCAGAGCACGCCGCCAGCGUGCCUACCCACUCUCCCUACGCACAGCCCAGCUCCACCUUCGACACCAUGUCGCCGGCGCCUGUCAUCCCCUCCAACACCGACUACCCCGGACCCCACCACUUCGAGGUCACUUUCCAGCAGUCCAGCACGGCCAAGUCAGCCACCUGGACGUACUCCCCGCUCUUGAAGAAACUCUACUGCCAGAUCGCCAAGACAUGCCCCAUCCAGAUCAAGGUGUCCACCCCGCCACCCCCAGGCACCGCCAUCCGGGCCAUGCCUGUUUACAAGAAGGCGGAGCACGUGACCGACGUCGUGAAACGCUGCCCCAACCACGAGCUCGGGAGGGACUUCAACGAAGGACAGUCUGCUCCAGCCAGCCACCUCAUCCGCGUGGAAGGCAAUAAUCUCUCGCAGUAUGUGGAUGACCCUGUCACCGGCAGGCAGAGCGUCGUGGUGCCCUAUGAGCCACCACAGGUGGGGACGGAAUUCACCACCAUCCUGUACAACUUCAUGUGUAACAGCAGCUGUGUAGGGGGCAUGAACCGGCGGCCCAUCCUCAUCAUCAUCACCCUGGAGACGCGGGAUGGGCAGGUGCUGGGCCGCCGGUCCUUUGAGGGCCGCAUCUGCGCCUGUCCUGGCCGCGACCGAAAAGCCGAUGAGGACCACUACCGGGAGCAGCAGGCCCUGAACGAGAGCUCCGCCAAGAACGGGGCUGCCAGCAAGCGUGCCUUCAAGCAGAGCCCCCCUGCCGUCCCCGCCCUUGGCGCCGGCGUGAAGAAGCGGCGGCAUGGAGACGAGGACACGUACUACCUGCAGGUGCGAGGCCGGGAGAACUUUGAGAUCCUGAUGAAGCUGAAAGAGAGCCUGGAGCUGAUGGAGUUGGUGCCGCAGCCACUGGUGGACUCCUAUCGGCAGCAGCAGCAGCUCCUACAGAGGCCGAGUCACCUACAGCCCCCGUCCUACGGGCCGGUCCUCUCGCCCAUGAACAAGGUGCACGGGGGCAUGAACAAGCUGCCCUCCGUCAACCAGCUGGUGGGCCAGCCUCCCCCGCACAGUUCGGCAGCUACACCCAACCUGGGGCCCGUGGGCCCUGGGAUGCUCAACAACCAUGGCCAUGCAGUGCCAGCCAACGGCGAGAUGAGCAGCAGCCACAGCACCCAGUCCAUGGUCUCGGGGUCCCACUGCACUCCGCCACCCCCCUACCACGCCGACCCCAGCCUCGUCAGUUUUUUAACAGGAUUGGGGUGUCCAAACUGCAUCGAGUAUUUCACCUCCCAAGGGUUACAGAGCAUUUACCACCUGCAGAACCUGACCAUCGAGGACCUGGGGGCCCUGAAGAUCCCCGAGCAGUACCGCAUGACCAUCUGGCGGGGCCUGCAGGACCUGAAGCAGGGCCACGACUACAGCACCGCGCAGCAGCUGCUCCGCUCCAGCAACGCGGCCACCAUCUCCAUCGGCGGCUCAGGGGAACUGCAGCGCCAGCGGGUCAUGGAGGCCGUGCACUUCCGCGUGCGCCACACCAUCACCAUCCCCAACCGCGGCGGCCCAGGCGGCGGCCCUGACGAGUGGGCGGACUUCGGCUUCGACCUGCCCGACUGCAAGGCCCGCAAGCAGCCCAUCAAGGAGGAGUUCACGGAGGCCGAGAUCCACUGAGGGCCUCGCCUGGCCGCAGCCUGCGCCACCGCCCAGAGACCCAAGCCGCCUCCCCUCUCCUUCCUGUGUGUCCAAAACUGCCUCAGGAGGCAGGACCUCCAGGCUGUGCCCGGGGAAAGGCAAGGUCCGGCCCAUCCCCAGGCACCUCACCGGCCCCAGGAGAGGCCCAGCCACCGAAGCCGCCUGUGGACAGCCUGAGUCACCUGCAGAACCUUCUGGAGCUGCCCUAGCGCUGGGCUUGUGGGGCGGGGGCUGGCCCACUCUCAGCCCUGCCACUGCCCCGGCGUGCUCCAUGGCAGGCGUGGGUGGGGACCGCAGCGUCGGCUCCGACCUCCAGGCUUCAUCCUAGAGACUGUCAUCUCCCGACCAGGCGAGGUCCUUCCAAAGGAAAGGAUCCUCUUUGCUGAUGGACUGCCAAAAAGUAUUUUGUGACAUCUUUUGGUUCUGGAUAGUAGUGAGCAGCCAAGUGACUGUGUCUGAAACACCAGUGUAUUUUCAGGGAAUGUCCCUAACUGCGUCUUGCCCAUGCCGGGGGCUGGGGACUCUCUCUGCUGGACUUGGGACUGGCCUCUGCCCCCAGCACGCUGUAUUCUGCAGGACCGCCUCCUUCCUGCCCCUAACAACAAACACAGUGUUGCUGAAAUUGGAGAAAACUGGGGAGGGCGCAACCCCUCCCAGGCGCAGGGAAGCAUCUGGUACCGCCUCAGCCAGUGCCCCUCAGCCUGGCCACAGUCGCCUCUCCUCGGGGACCCCUCAGCAGAAAGGGACAGCCUGUCCUUAGAGGACUGGAAAUUGUCAAUAUUUGAUAAAAUGAUACCCUUUUCUACAUGGUGGGUCAGGUUUUUUUUUUUUUUUUUUUUAACUUUCUUUCUCAGCAUUCUCUUUGGAGUUCAACCUAGCGCCCGUGAGCCAGGCUGAGGAAGCUGAGUGAGAAGCCAGGUGGGCAGGACUUGUUCCCAGGAAGGCCGGGUGGGGAGGAAGCCUAGAGAGAACCCCAGGAAGGGCAAAUCCAGGCAAAUCCACAGGAGUGCUCUGCCAUGGGAGCAGUUCCUCCCUUGCCACGGCCACCUUCUCUAGCACUGCAAGGUCCAGAGGGCAUUGCUUUCCUUUCUAGGCGGCGGCAGUCAGGGAACAGACUGAGGUAGGUGUGGGGGGCUCUAGGCCUUCGUGGAGCACCCCAGGGAGUUAGUAGGCCCCGGGAGACAGAGUCUGCACAGGCCCUUUCUGGGGCCUCCUCCAUCCACGAGGAGCAGCCUGAGCCUUGGUGGCCGAACCUUGACCGUCCCGGAGCACAGCUUCAGGGCAGGGAACCGGAGCCCCUGGGGGGCCUCACGGGUGUGACGAGGCCCUUCAUUGCGGGCAGGUGGGCCAGUGGGAGCCCUCACCCACGCAAGCCGAGACACCACCCAGAGUGCAGGCUGCCUGGCCCCUUCUGGCACGGCCAGCUCCACACCCCGUGCCUAGGGUAUGUGUGGUCCUAAGGGCUAGGAGCUUCCCCCACUAACAUCUCCCAGAAAAAGCAGUUAAGCCCCCCAGGGCACAGCAAGGUUAGACACAGCCCCCAUCCCCAGAUCAGGACUCCAUCUUGCUAAGUGGCAUCACCGUCACCAG